This is a messenger RNA of Orycteropus afer afer, 3519 nucleotides long. The record is from RefSeq and is a predicted model, not a curated record. Lineage: Eukaryota; Metazoa; Chordata; Mammalia; Tubulidentata; Orycteropodidae.
AUGCCCACUGUUGAGAGUGAAGCCAAAAUAAAAACCAAAGUUCGCUUUGAAGAAUUGCUUAAGACCCACAGUGAUCUAAUACAUGACAGACAAAAGCUGAAGAAAAAGAUCGCCAAUCCUGGAGAAAACAUCUCAACUGACCCCUUUGGAAGCAAUCUUCAGAAUAUUGAAGAAACUAAAAGUGAUGAUGUAAGUGUUAUUAACACUAAUUACCCGAAGAGUAGCAUGCAAGUCACUAAAAAUAAACUAAGGAAUACACAGUUAACUGAAUAUCCAAACGAUGAUGCUAUCAUAAAGGAAGAAAAACAAAGAAAGUUAAAUAAAAAGGUUACAAAAGCAGUGCUUCAGGUGACUACACAGGAAAUGGAACAAAAAACCUCUGAGAGGAAGGUGGACUCUACACAUCAGAAAGCACGAAAAAAGUCACAGUCGGGUGUCGCUCACAUGAAAAGUGAGAAGGAAAAUGAAGGAAACGAGAAUAAUGAUUUAGAUGAGGAAGAAGAACUAAUGCAAGCAUAUCAGCUUCAAGUAGCUGGAGAAAUGGCACAGGAAAUCAAGAAGAAAAUAAGAAAGAAACUGAAGGAACAGCUGACUCACUUUCCCUCAGAUACUUCAUGGCACAAUGACGCAUCGAGCAGUGAAAGCAGUGAAAAAAGGAAAAAGAAAAAAAAGAAAAUGCCAGUCCCGUCUGCAGCUGAAACAAGUAUAUUGACCGUCUCUGAACUUGAGCAUGACAAAGUUGAAGGUGAACAAAAGAAGGAUUCUCCGGGUAGUGUAAUAGCUUUAGAUUCUCAUCAAAAUAAUGAAAUAAACUCAACUGAACAAAAUGUAGAAGACAACAUUGAAGGUGACAGAAAAUCCAAACCAAAAAAAACAAAAAAGAAAGCUAAAGCAGUUUCAGAUAAUAAUGAAGACGCUGGUGGCGAUGUUGUUCCUGAAAGAACAAGUCAAGAUAGUCCAGUUAAUCCCAAAUGUUUGCUUGAUGAUAACCUUGUCUUGGGAGUUUAUAUUCACCGAACUGAUCGACUUAAAUCAGAUUUUAUGAUAUCUCACCCGAUGGUAAAAAUACAUGUGGUUGAUGAGAAUACUGGUAAAUAUGUCAAGAAAAAUGAUAGCGAACGGCCUGUUUCAUCUUACUCUGAAAAAGAGAGUGUGGAUUAUAUUCUUCCUAUUAUGACCCAGCCAUAUGAUUUUAAGCAAUUAAAAUCAAGACUUCCGGAGUGGGAAGAACAAAUUAUAUUUAAUGAAAAGUUUUCCUACUUGCUUCAUGAUUUUGAUGAGAGCCCUAAAGUUAUCCUGUUCUUUGAGAUUCUUGAUUUCUUAAGCAUGGAUGAAAUUAGGAAUAACUCUGAGGUUCAAAACCGAGAGUGCAGUUUUCGGAAAAUUGCCUGGGCAUUUCUCAGGCUUCUAGGAGCCAAUGGAAACAUAAACAUCAAUUCAAAACUUCGUUUACAGCUGUAUUAUCCACCUACCAAGCCUCGAUUACAAUCAAAUGUUGUUGAGAUUUUUGAAUGGUGGUCAAAAUGUCCGAGAAAUCGUUAUCCAUCGACGUUAUAUGUAACUGUGAAAGGAUUGAAACUCCCAGAUUCUGUAAGACCAUCUUAUCGGUCUAUGAUGGAGGAACAAGUUAAACCAGUAUAUUAUGAACGUUGCUGUGAGUCAAGUCCAGUAGACUCAGAACCUGGGUUAGAAGAUUCAAAGGAAAUAGUCAAGUGGCAACGACUGCCUGGACAGGCUUGCCAUAUCCCAAACAAACACCUCUUUUCCCUAAAUGCAAGAGAGCGAGGAUGUUUCUCUCUGACUUUCUCCCAUAACGGAAGAGUAUUAGCAGCAGCCUGUGCCAGCAGGGAUGGCUAUCCAGUUAUCUUAUACGAAAUCCCUUCUGGACGCUUCAUGAGGGAAUUGUGUGGCCAUCUCAAUAUCAUUUAUGAUCUUUGCUGGUCAAACGAUGAUCGCUAUAUCCUUACUGCGUCAUCUGAUGGCACUGCCAGAGUAUGGAAAAAUGAAACAAACAAUACCAGCACUUUCAGAGUUUUACCUCAUCCUUCCUUUGUUUACACGGCUAAAUUCCAUCCGGCUGUAAAAGAGCUAGUGGUUACAGGAUGUUAUGAUUCUGUAAUACGGAUAUGGAGAGUUGAUAUGACAGAGAAUCCUGCCACAUUGAUACGACAGUUUGACACCCACAAGAGUUUUAUCAACUCUCUCUGUUUUGAUACUGAAGGUCAUCACAUGUAUUCAGGAGACUGCACAGGGGUGAUAAUUGUUUGGGAUACCUGUGUCAAAGUGAACGAUGUGCAGCAUUCAGUGCGUAACUGGAGUGUCAAUAAGGAAAUUAAAGAGAGCGAGUUUAAGGGGAUUCCAAUAAGCUAUUUGGAGGUUCAUCCCAAUGGAAAACGUUUGUUAAUUCAUACCAAAGAUAGUACUUUGAGGAUUAUGGAUCUCCGAAUAUUAGCAGCAAGGAAAUUUGUAGGUGCUGCAAAUUAUCGGGAGAAGAUUCAUAGUACAUUAACACCAUGUGGCACUUUUCUCUUUGCUGGAAGUGAGGAUGGUAUAGUGUAUGUCUGGAACCCAGAAACAGGAGAACAAGUGGCAAUGUAUUCUGACCUUCCAUUCAAGUCACCCAUUCGAGACAUUGCUUAUCACCCGCUUGAACAUAUGGUUGCAUUUUGUGCAUAUGGACAGAAUGAACCAAUUCUUCUUUAUAUUUUUGAUUUCCAUGUUGUCCAGCAGGAGGCUGAAAUGUUCAAAUGCUACAGUGGAACCUUCCCAUUACCUGGAAUACACCAAAGUCAAGAUGCAUUAUGCACUCAUGCUAAGCUGCCCUAUCAAAGCUCUUUUCACACUGAUGAAUCUGUCCACACUGCAAACUCCUUGCUGAAGAUGCAGCAAGUAAAACAGAGGCUUGAUUCUGUCACAGAGUUUAUAUAAACCUGUGCUGCAAAGGUCAACAAAAAUCUCUCCUUUUCUUCAACUUCAGCCUCCUCCCAACAGCCCAAGUUAAAACAAUCAAACAUGCUGUCCGCUAACGAGAUUCUGCGUCCGUUUGGUUUCACUCAGACUGGGCUUACCAGCAUAGAAAGAAGGCCUUGUAACCAUCGCGUAGAUACAGCACCAACAGUAGUGGCUCUUUAUGACUACACAGCGAAUCGAUCAGAUGAACUAACCAUCCAUCGCGGAGACAUUAUCCGAGUGUUUUUCAAAGAUAAUGAAGACUGGUGGUAUGGCAGCAUAGGGAAGGGACAGGAAGGUUAUUUUCCAGCUAAUCAUGUGGCUAGUGAAACACUAUAUCAAGAACAGCCUCCAGAGAUAAAGGAACGAUUCCCUCUUGUAAGCCCCAAGGAAAAAACCAAAAUAGAAGAAUCUUCUGCAGCUUCUGAAAAGGUAAGUGUUUUCAAGAAUAUGAAUUGUGUUGAUUGCAAGAGUUGGGAUGAAGAGGAAACUGAGACAGGAGCUGAAGUUCUUAAUUCUUGUGCAGAGGUUCUCAACUUCAGCUUCACACUGAAACACAUGCAGAAUUAA